GCGAGCGGGGCAUGUCCUGACCUCACGCGCGUGAGAUGGCAGCCGUCGAGAGCUUCAGCGCCACGCGCCCCGGUGACCCCCAGCCUGGGGACCUGAUCGAGAUCUUCCGGCCAGCUUACCAGCACUGGGCCCUCUACUUGGGGGACGGGUACAUCAUCAACGUGACGCCUGUAGAUGAAGGGCCCCCAGCCACAUUCGCCAGCGCCAAGUCAGUGUUCAGCAGAAAGGCCCGGGUGAGGAUGCAGCUCCUGAAGGAUGUGGUGGGAAACGACACCUACCACAUCAACAACAAGUAUGACGGCACCUACACUCCCCUCCCGGUGGAGGAGAUCAUCCGGCGUGCCGAGUACCUCAUCGAUCAGGAGGUGUCCUACGACCUGCUCGGUAACAACUGCGAGCACUUCGUGACGCUGCUCCGCUACGGCGAGGGUGUCUCUGACCAGGCCAACAGAGCAAUCGGUGCUAUUGGGUUUGUAACAGCUGCCGCCGGUGCCUUCUCCUUGCUGGGCUUGCUCCGGAGCAGAUCCAGAGAGCGACAGUACUGA
This is a messenger RNA of Pelecanus crispus (Dalmatian pelican), 545 nucleotides long. It is a transcript of the gene PLAAT1, whose product is annotated as phospholipase A and acyltransferase 1. Gene Ontology annotation, cellular component: cytoplasm. NCBI's taxonomy places the organism in Eukaryota, Metazoa, Chordata, Aves, Pelecaniformes, Pelecanidae. The record is from RefSeq and is a predicted model, not a curated record. Gene Ontology annotation, molecular function: A2-type glycerophospholipase activity; glycerophospholipid phospholipase A1 activity. Gene Ontology annotation, biological process: N-acylphosphatidylethanolamine metabolic process.